This is a messenger RNA of Erinaceus europaeus (western European hedgehog), 1122 nucleotides long. Its product is annotated as olfactory receptor 5D13-like. NCBI's taxonomy places the organism in Eukaryota, Metazoa, Chordata, Mammalia, Eulipotyphla, Erinaceidae. Bases 1 to 1122 code for a protein of 373 amino acids. The transcript is spliced from 3 exons. Gene Ontology annotation, molecular function: G protein-coupled receptor activity; odorant binding; olfactory receptor activity. The record is from RefSeq and is a predicted model, not a curated record. Gene Ontology annotation, cellular component: membrane. Gene Ontology annotation, biological process: G protein-coupled receptor signaling pathway; sensory perception of smell.
AUGUGCCCUCCUGACAACAAGAAUUGUGUAAAUCAACAUUAUCUCAAAAACAUCAAGAAUAUAGCUGUGAUUUUGGAUGGAUUGAAAAUUUUACCCUCUGACCAUACAAUUGGUUCAGUGGAAAACAGUCUUCACAGUGAGAACCAACUUUCCUACUUUAAUCACAGGAACCUGGAAAACCAGAGCACUGAAGUCACUUUCAUUCUCUUGGGAUUCUCAGAAUACCCAGACCUCCAGCUGCCCCUGUUCCUCUUAUUCCUGACCAUCUACACAGUCACUGUGCUGGGGAACCUGGGCAUGAUACUGAUUAUCAGGAUCAACCCCAAACUCCACAUUCCAAUGUACUUCUUCCUCAGUCAUUUGUCCUUCCUUGAUUUCUGUUACUCUACAGUGGUUACACCCAAACUGCUAGAAAACCUGGUUGUUGAAGACAGAACCAUCUCCUUUUCAGGAUGCAUCUCUCAGUUCUUUUUUCAAUGCAUAUUUGUGGUGGCUGAAACAUUCAUGUUGGCAGUGAUGGCCUAUGACAGGUUUGUAGCAGUCUGUAACCCCCUGCUCUACACCACUGCAAUGUCCUUCAGGCUCUGCUCCUUGCUGGUGGGGGCAUCAUACUCUUGGGGUUUAAUUUGCUCUGGGACCCUUACCUAUUUACUAGUGGAAUCAUCCUACAGAGGAAAAAAUAUCAUAAGAAAUUUUGUCUGUGAACAUGCAGCCAUUGCCUCUGUGUCCUACUCUGACCCUUACAUUAGCCAGCAGACUAUUUUAGUCCUUGCUACCUUCAAUGAAAUCAGCACCCUCAUGAUCAUUCUGACUUCUUAUGUGUUUAUUUUCAUCACUGUUAUGAAGAGGCCUUCAACUGGUGGCCGCCGCAAAGCCUUCUCCACAUGUGCUUCUCACCUGACAGCUAUCACCAUCUUCCAUGGGACCAUUCUUUUCCUCUACUGUGUUCCUAAUUCUAAGAAUUCAUGGCUCAUGGUCAAGGUGGGGUCUGUGUUUUAUAAUGUAGUCAUCCCCAUGCUGAAUCCUCUGAUCUACAGCCUUAGGAAUAAAGAUGUCAAAGAGACUGCCAGAAAGUUCAUCAAUACAACAUUGGUGAUGAAAUGUAAAGCUAGGAAAAAAUGA